AUGUUUAAAGAUUUACCAAUAUUUAAUGCAGCCUUUAAUCCAAGUGGUGAAGAUAUUGUAGUAACAGGUAGAAAAAAACACUAUUAUAUUUAUAAUAUUGAAAGUGAUGUGAUUGAAAGACCUAGAGAUAUUCAUGGAUUUAAAGAUAAAUCACUUGAGAAUUUUUCAAUAUCACCAUGUGGAAAAUAUAUUGCAUUUGCCGGAAAGAAUGGAUACAUAGCAUUGAUAAGUUAUAAGACAAAACAAUGGAUUACCAGUUUGAAAGUGAAUGGUUUAGUAAAGUCAAUUGAUUGGUCUAGUAAUGGUCAAUAUUUAUUUUCUCUUAGCAGUGAUGCUGAAAUUUAUCAAUGGGAUGUUGGUAUGAGAAAAUGUAUUUAUCGUUUUUUGGAUUAUGGAGGUUUUAAACCUACAAGAAUAUCCAUAUCAAAAAAUGAUUGUUAUUAUUCUAUUGGAUCAAAUACUGGUGUUGUAAACAUUUAUGACAAAUCAUGUUUAACCAUUAAAGAACCAAAACCUUUGAAAUCUUUUAUGAAUUUGACAACUUGUAUCCACGAUAUGAAAUUUAAUCAUGAUACACAAAUAUUAGGGAUUUCUAGUCAUUCAAAGAAAGAUCAAUUAAAAAUGAUUAUACCUCAUAUAAUUACUAUUCUAGAUACAACGUUUUUGGAUGAUGUUUUAUCUGUUGAAACAGAUUUUACUAGGAAAUUAAAUCUACUUAAAGCUAGCCUUAAGAAAAAGAAUAAUAGCAAUAAACCUGAAUCUACUACAUAA
Molecule: messenger RNA, 771 nt
Organism: Entrophospora sp. SA101
Lineage: Eukaryota; Fungi; Glomeromycota; Glomeromycetes; Entrophosporales; Entrophosporaceae
Source: the annotation of a GenBank genome assembly